Messenger RNA from Histoplasma mississippiense, 438 nucleotides. Its product is annotated as 40S ribosomal protein S23. Gene Ontology annotation, molecular function: structural constituent of ribosome. Gene Ontology annotation, cellular component: ribosome; cytosolic small ribosomal subunit. The record is from RefSeq and is a predicted model, not a curated record. Gene Ontology annotation, biological process: translation. The transcript has 2 exons. Bases 1 to 438 code for a protein of 145 amino acids. NCBI's taxonomy places the organism in Eukaryota, Fungi, Ascomycota, Eurotiomycetes, Onygenales, Ajellomycetaceae.
AUGGGAAAGGGCAAGCCUCGUGGUCUCAACGCGGCCCGCAAGCUGCGCAACCAUCGCCGUGAUGGCAAAUGGGCCGAUCUGACUUACAAGAAGCGUCUUCUCGGAACCGCCUUCAAGUCCUCGCCGUUCGGUGGCUCCUCUCACGCCAAGGGUAUCGUCCUCGAAAAGGUCGGUGUUGAGGCCAAGCAGCCCAACUCUGCUAUCCGGAAGUGCGUCAAAGUCCAACUCAUCAAGAACGGAAAGAAGGUUACGGCUUUCGUCCCCAACGACGGUUGCUUGAACUUUGUCGAUGAAAACGACGAAGUCCUACUCGCCGGUUUCGGUCGCAAGGGCAAGGCCAAGGGUGAUAUUCCCGGUGUCCGAUUCAAGGUCGUCAAGGUGUCCGGUGUCGGCCUUUCGGCCCUAUGGAAGGAGAAGAAGGAGAAGCCAAGAUCGUAA